AUGGACCUGGUGCGGAAACUCAAGCGGCGAUUGCGCAGCAUUGGCGGCGCGAGUGGAAUCACCGCGACAACCGGCGCGGGGGGGAGCUCCGCGGAAUGCGCGGGUGACUGGCCGUCUGGCGUCAUCAGCAAGUCCUUCUCCGUUGAAUGCGGCGCUCCUCACGCUGGUCCAAACCCGUUGCUAGGAGCAACACACUCACAUGCUCGUCCAGUCCCAAAGAAUCACAGCAGCAAUGCUACUAGUGAUAGCCGCCUACAGGGGAAGGAGCUCCAGCUCGAAGCUUCUGGCGUGACUAUUUCGGAAGAAGAGGACCGGCGGCAACGGUCAUCAAAGCCACCGAGGCAAACGCAGCGCGCGGUAUCGCAGCAGCAACGGGACGCUGGAGCGGGAAAAACAGGCCAGCGUUACCGCGCCGACGAAUUCGCCGGCGACGCCGGCGAAUCCGGCGCAGAUCACUCACGGGGAUCGAGGAGCGACGCGGAAGACUGCGGGUCGGACGAAAUCAAGGGUGAUGAUUUGCAGCGGCGGCACACGUGGCAGGUUCAGGCGCAGCGUCACGCGUCCGACGUCGCCGCUGCAGCGGCCUUGCCAGAGUCCGCGAAAGCUUUCGCAAACAACCGCCACUCUAGUAGCGACCGUAACGACGACUUUCCGUAUGAUUUCGCGCACUCUGCGAGCUUCGCGGCGUCGGGGACUCUGCCAGGGACCGGUGCAGCCCUGCCGCCGCGACUCACGGAAGCGCAGCUGCUGCUUAUACAGGCGGCGCAGCAUGCAAGCAGCAGCGGGUUGGCGAUCGAUUGGGCACGUCAGCAGCAGCAGCAACACCGGAAAGUGACCGAGUGGCUAGGAACGCUGUCGGACCCAGUCGACCCACUCACCGAAACUCCGUUCGCUAACGCGGAACUGCAACAGGAAGCGAGUGCGUCUAUAGCGAAUCAUGAGGCUGCCGCAGCACUGCUAGCGGCGGGUCGCGUGCCUCGCGUCGCCGCAUGCGUUUCGCCUUCUGAUUCUGACGGGCGCGCCGCGUCGCUCAACCCGCCGGCUGACGGAGACAUGCUGGCGACGGUCAACCGGCAACUAAAGCUGGAUUGCGCGGGCAGUCCGUCUGGAACGCCGAGUCCUGGAGUGCCAAGCCCGCGCGGCGUGAUAUUGCGGGGCAGCGGUGGCACGGGAAGCAGCGGGGACGGGGAAGAGGCGGAAAACGAUCGGCGGAAAGCGAACGGGCGGAGAGAUUGCGAAGCUAGUAAAGCGGAAGCGAGGGGUGAUUGGGCCCCAGGUUGCGAGCGGACGGCACAACGAGAUUGCAAGGGGAGCGGUAGCGACGGCGACGGCAGCGAGUGCGGCGGCGAUCUUGAGUGUGGUUCGCGCAGCGGCAAGUGGGGAGCAGACGAUGCUGUCUGCAAAUCAAAGCAGCCGGGAGCGAUCGACAGCGCGUCGCUAACAAGCGUGCGCGUCGCGUAUAAUCAGCUCGUGGCGACCCGCCAGUCGGAGCAGGUGCGCGGGGCGAGGGCGCUGCGGGACCUGGCGCGGGAGAGCGACGCGGUGCGGAGCUCAAUCGUGGCCGUCGGCGCAAUCCCCGCGCUCGUGUCGAUCGUGAAUCUCGCCGCGACUGCGCCUCACGUCGCCGCCACCCGCGACACCAGCGUCGCGUCGCUUAUCCUCGAUGGCGGAGGCGGCGCGGCGACGGAAACUGGCGCGCCGCUCGGCGGUACUAGACUUAAUUCCGCUUCGUGCGAGGAAGGCGGAAAUGAAGCGACAGCGCAGGGAGGCCGCGAGCGCGCCUUGACUAGCCCGUUAGUGGACUACUCGAUAUCGUGUCUGGUGAAUCUGAGCAUCACUCGCGACAUGAAGGCCACCAUCUGCCAGGCGGGCGCCGUCCCCCCGCUCAUCCGCCUCAUGUGCUCCGCGCGCUCGCCCUCGUGCGCGCCCGCGUGCGCCUGCUGCGCGCCCACGUCCGCGUCCACGCGCGCGAACGCGGCAGUGGCGCUGCUGUCGCUGUCAAAGCUGAGCGACGCUACGAGGCUGCACAUGGCUUACUCGGGUGGCGUCGAAGCUCUCGUCCACUUCCUCUCGGAUUCUCCUUCUGACGCUCCUGAUUGCCCCGCUGCAGCUUCUGGUGCGCCUGCUACUGGUGGGUUGCAGGGCAGUGGCAGCAGCAAGAGUUGCAAGGGGCGGAGGGAGGCGGCAGCAGCGCUACAGAGCCUCGCAUCUGUCCCAGCAGUGCGGCCACGGCUGGUGCACGCAGGAGCCGUGCCGCUGCUACUCGAACUUGUCGGCCAUGCUGCGGCCUCGCACCUCACAUGCAGCAGCAGAUCGCGCGGUGCAGAGAGGAGGACGCAGCGGACGAGCCGCACGGAGGAUGACGCAGUGGCUACUGCCGAGCGGGCGCUGGCAGUGUUGGCGUUGCUUGCGGAGAGUGAGGAGGGCAGAGCGGAGGUGCAGCGGAGAGGGGGGAUGGAGGCGCUGGUGGGGGUGGUGCGCGCGGGUGGACCCACAGGGACGUGUGUGGAGCGAGCGAUAUCAGGGCUGACAGCUAUGGUGGGAGGGAGCCUGAAUUGCAGAUGGGAGGUGGCAAGGAUUGGUGUGGAAGGGGCAGUGAAGGAGGUGGCUAUCCAUGGAAGCGGGAAAGCCAAGGUUAAGCCACACCCGCCCCCUCCCAUACCAUCACUCUUCAAACCCUCUGACGUCACGAAUCCUCCAUGCCCUAAUCUCGCACCCAAGGCGCUCCGGCCAGCCAGCUAUGCAGUUGUUGCCGUCUCGCACCCAGCUUUAGGAAUUAAGAUGCUUGCUGCCAAGCCUCACCUGCUCGUAGGCUCAUUUUUGGCGCGGAUCUGCCGCGCGUGCAAUCCCGCGGAUGUCACCCCCUUUUCCGCGGAACUGCGCGAGCAGCUGACUGCGCCGACCGCCAGGCGAGUAUCGGCGGACUUCUCGAUUGGGCUGGCAAUGAUGUGCGAGCUGCAGGAUAGGCGGAAGGAAGGCCAGGCGGAGGGGGAGCAGGGGGGCGCGGCGGGGCGGGCACAGGCGGUGGGGGAGAGGUCGGGGGGCGCGGAAGACGCCGCAGCUGCUGCACAGUCCUCCCCUCCUUCCCACCCGCCCUUCUGCUCCCCCACCCCUCUCCCGUGCUUUUCCUUCGUGCUGCAGCAGCCAGACCAGGCCGCUGCUGCAACCGCAGACUCUGCUGACCCUAGAGCGCAGCCCGAGCAUGCAGGGGACGCAGCUGCCGCCGCUGCAGGUGCCCCGGGAUUAGCCCAGGCUGGUCCAGACAGGGAGGCAAGCCAAGAUAUGGGGCAGGGGGAGGGGGAGGGGGAGGGCGAGGAUGCGGUAGGUGCACUGGGGACCUCCCCAGUAGCUACCCGCCCCUUGGAAAACGGCGAAGGGGGAAGAUUUCCGACAGAGGCGCUGCUGGGAAACGGGGAGCGAGAGGGGCGGAAUGGGGAGGGAGCGGAGGAUGGGGAGGGGUUGGGGUUGCAAGGAGUGGACGCUCGGGGGGGGAUAGUGAAGGAUUUUCACGUUGUGGGCCCGGAUAUUCUCAACUCCGCGUGGCGGAAGCGGAAACGGCUGGAAGAGCUGGGGGAUGUGGGCGCAGCGGAGAAGAGGAGAGAUGGGGCGGGAGAUGGGGGGGCGGGGCUUGAGGCGGGCGGGGAGGAAGCGGGGGAGAGUGGGGACGGGCGCGAGGGCGUGGCGGCGAGUGGUAUAGAAGCUGUCUUGAACGGUGGUAGGAAGGGAGUAGGUGGAGGGAAGGAUGGUGCGGAUGGGAGGGAUGGGGAGGAGGGUGUUGAGGAUGGUGGUGCAGCGGUAGCUGAGGAAAAGAAGAGUGGUGAUGGAGGAGUGGGAGAGAGAGAGGUUGCAACGGCGGGGGAAGGGUAUAAGAAGGCGGGGGCGUCGCAAGAAGUUGGUGUGAAGGCGGAUGGGGAAAAGGGCGAGCAGACGGAGGAGGGGAAGUGCGAAGGCGAGGUGAAGGACGGGGGUGGAGAAGGGAUUGUGGGCGUGAAGCAAGAGGCAUGUGCUGCUGAGAGUGCGAGUAAGAGAGUUUCUGUGCGAAUGGAGGAAGAUACAGGUCGUACUGUGGCUGGAAGCAGCAGCGAGACGGAGGUUUCUGCAGGGACGAAGGAAAGGCAAUCUGUGGCAGCGGCAAUGGUUCAAGUGAACGUGUUUACAGACGGAAGCGGAGGAGGUGCUCGUGCUGGUGGGGAGCUGGUACAGGUGGUGGUUCAAGAGGCUGUAGGGAGUCACGUGGAGUUUGAAGAGAAGGCGGUGGAAGGGGGAAAAGCGGAGGAGAUGAGUGGGAGGGAUGCUGGUGAGAAGGAGGAGGAGGCGAGGGGCAGGGAUGGGAGGGCGAGGUUGGAGCAGCGGCCGGCGAUUGAGAUACUGGGAGCGGUGAGAGUGCAGGGCGCGGGCGGGUGGGUGAAAGCCCCUGCAGCUGCCUCCGCUGCUGGUGCUGUGGCGACGGUUGCUGCUGCUGGUGUUGCUGGUGCUGCUAGCUCUGGUGCUGGCGGCGCUGCUGGUGCUGGCGGCGCUGCUGGUGCUGGCGGUUCUGGUGCUGAUGGUGUGGCGUUUUCCCGUGAGUCUGGUCAAGGGGAGGAGAGGCAGACGCGGUCGAGUGCAGGGAAGGCAAAAGAGCCGGAGAGGGAAGGGAGGGGAGAGGGAGUGAAGAGUGGCGUGCAGGCAUUGUUGCAGGGAGGGCAGAAGGGAGGGGCGGGGGAGAGGAGAGCACUGAAAGGGCUUGAGGUGCUUCAGAGGGCGCAAGGCGCGCAGGCCAGAGAGGGGGAGAGGGCGGAGAGGGCGGAGGGUGGUUCUGGGCGUGGGGUUGGGAGGGAGAGGGAGGGCAAGGGAGAAGAGAAAGGCAGUGGGGUGGAGAAGGAGAGUGAGGGGAAAGUGGGGGUGGAGGGGGCGAGGGAGAAAGGUUUGAGGGGACAAGAGGGGAAGGAGCAAGGGGUGAGGGAACAAUGGGGGAGAGAACAAGGAGCGAGGGAACAAGGGUCGAGAGAAAGCAGGAGAGGCGUGGACAAAUUGAGGGAAGGCGAAAAGAGACCUCUGUCUAGGGAGAAAGAGCUGAAAGAUGCGAGGAUGGAACGAGGGAGGAAGGAGCUGGAGAAAGAGGGGGUGGUGAUGAAGCGACCGGGCCAGAUGGGAGGCAAGGGCAAGGCAGACGCGAGGGGGGAUGUGGGAGGGCGGCAGGUGGGUGGUCCUGGUGGGCAAUCAGGAAAGAGUCCUGUGGGUGAAUCGCUUGUGGGUAUGAAAAGGAAAGCGCGGUGGGAUGGUGCUGGCGCUGACGCUAGUGAGGAGGGCAGAAAGCAGGGUGGGAAAGAGCUGCUCAGGGGGACUGGGACGGCGGCAGCAGGAGCAGCAGCAGCAGGAGGAGCAGGAUUAGGAGGAGGAGGAGCAGGAGGAGCAGGGGACGGUUCCAGGGCAGCAGGAGGUGGUGCUAGUGGUGGUGCGAGUGGUGGUGCUGCAGGCGCAGGUGGCCAACGGCCCAGCCCCAGGACGUGGAGAAAGCGAGAUUCAGAGGAGAUUUGGAAGGAACUCGGGCAGAUGGGGCUGCUGGGGGAGGGGGAUGGGGAAGAGGGAGCAGGCAGAGCGGUGCAAGUGGGAAUGAGUGUGGUGGCAGGAGGGGAGGCUGGGGGCGAGUAUGUUAAGGUUGAGUUAAGUGUGUGUGAGGGGGCGGUGCUUGGAGCAGGAGCCGUGAGGCGGGAGUUUGUGGGGGAUUUGAGGGUGUAUAAGAGGAGAAAGAUGAGUGGGAAGGGGUACAGUGCGGUGCAUGAGCAGCAAGCGGGGCAGGUUCCGGGAAGAGCGUUUCUGUAUUGGACUCGGCGUUACCAGCAGAUGCUGUUAGAGAGAGGCACGCUGCAGCUUCUGCCGGCUAGUCAGAAAGCCCUGCGCAGGGAGCAGGAAGAGCAGCAGCAGGAGCAGCAGAGGAGGAACCAGAGGCGCGUGCAGAAGCAGCAGCAGCAGGUGAGGGAGCAGGUGGAGAGGAAAGGGAGAGUGGCAGCACAGCAGCAGGCAGCGGGAGCUGCAACUGCUGCCGCCGCCGCUGCUGCUGUCCCGUCAUCCUCUCUCACGGAUCUUCUGCAGCAGCUGCAGCACACGCUAGAAGCUGAGAGGGGCCAGAUGGACGAGCAGACGCGAGAAGCCGCCAUGCGUGCUGCUGCUGCUGCCGCUGCGGCCGCCGCUGCUGCUGGUGCUGGUGGCGGUGGGAUCGCAUCUGCUGCUGCGUCGGCGCUAGCUGGCUCCUCUGGUUCGGGGUCUGCAGGGGGGUCGAUAAAUCUUGUGUCUCCCAGGGGGAUGAAAGCGACAGCAGGGGGGAAAGGUGCAUGGGGAAAGGCUCCUGGGGAGAUGGGUGGGAGUGGGGAGCAAGGAGCAGGGGUGAAUGGGCCUGAGAAGAAACGAGGAAAGGAUGGGGCAGAGGGGAGGGGUGAUGUGGUGGUGAGAUCUAGGUUGCUGCGAGGGGGGUCGGACGGUGGGGGUGGGGAGGCGGAUGAAGGGGAGAGUGUGAGAGGGAAGGGGGUGAGUGGAGGGAAGAAAGGGGUGGGACAGGAGGGACGGGUGCAAGGGCUUGGUGGGUUCAAGAGUAGCAGUUUAAGGAGGGGGGUGGGAGACGAGGGGGAUGGGGAAGAAGCGGGUAAAGGAGUGAGAAAGAAGACGGUUGGGAAGGGUUAUGAAGGGGUGAAGGAUGGAAGGGAGACAGGGAGUGGGGCAGGUGAGGGGGAAGGGGGAAUCAGCACUCGGACUAGAAGAAAGGGGCAUGGGGGUGGGGAUAGGGGCAGACAACUUGCUGUGGAGGGGCGUGGGAAAGAGCAGGGUGAGGACGAGAGCAAGGAGGGAGAGGGAGAGGAUGAUGAGAAAGAAGAGGAAGACGAGGACGGGGAGGAGGAGGAUGAGGAUGAGGAUGAGGAGGAUGAAGAGGAGGAGGAGGAGGAGGGGGAUGUGUCUUCUGAAGACUCAGCUGGGUCGGAAGUUCUGGAGGUGGGGGAGGAGGAUGAGCAAGUGGAGGUAGUGGGGGGCAGGAGCAAGGUGGAGAGGCGAGGAGUGGCCCCUGGUGGUGUGAGAGACGGGGUGAGGGAGCGGGCAGGGCAGAGGGUGCAUGGGCAGGGGGGCAGAGGGUCUGGGCCGUUGCACGCAGCAGGGAGGAGAGGAGUGGGGCCGUCAUCAGCAGCAGAGGCUCAGGGUCGGUUGUUGGAGCGCAAGGGGCUCAGGGAAGGAGACAGGCCAAAGCUGCAGGCACCCUACGAGGGACCCGUUCCCUCUCGACCAUUCAGAGCCAGCUUCCCCAAGCCAACCGGCCCUACUGCUACCACUACUGCUCCUAAACCUUCUGCGGCUUCUGCCCCUACCUCGGGGCUUGGUUCAGCGGCUGUGCCUGGUACUGCUUCUGCCCUGCUAGCGUCCUCCCAACCAAGCAUGAGAGAUCUUCUCAAAACCGCUGCCAAUGCAAAGAAGGCGCUUCUGACCUCCGCCUCUGCCCCCUCUCUACUGCCGCCUCCCAUCUUCCCUCCACCCAUCUUUCCCCCUGGCGUUCCUCCCCCUCCGCCUGGUUUCGGCCCCCCACCAACCUCGUUCGCCGCGCCGCCACUCCCUUUCCCGGCGUCUCCUUCCACUGCGUCUCCUACCGCCGCCGCCGCCGCUGCAGGUGCCUCUGCAUCUCUUUUCCCUGCCAUGCCUGCGGAUGGCCCUGAUAAUGCAAGGGGGGAGCCUGCUGGGGGUUUUCCUCCUGGGUUCAGUAUGGGCGUGGGUUUCCCCAGGCGAGUGGGCGAUGCAGGACCGGCAGGGGACGGUUUGGGUGGGAGCGGUGGUGCUGCAGGGGUUGCUGGGGAUGAGAAAGAGGGAGACGAGGCUGGAGGUGCGGGUGGUGAGGUGAGGGCAGUGGAAGGGCGAGGGGGUGCUGGUGCUGGGAUGGGCGAGUGGCAGGAGGGUGGGAGUGGGCAGGGGGAUGGGGAGGAUGGAGCGGAGGGGUGGAAGGGCAGGGGGAGUGUUGCAGGUGCAGGGGCCGUCGGUGAUGCAAGGGAUGGUGUGGCAUGGGCGGGAGGGGCAGCAGACACGGAUGGAAAAGGGGAAGAGCCAGGGAGCAGUGGUAGAAGAGGAGGGGCGGGAGGGGGAGGAGGAGGGGGUGUGGGAGGGAGUGGUGUGGGUGGUGGUAGUGCGGGUGUGGGUGCGGGGAGUGAGCUAGAGUCCGCAGUGAUGAGGGAUACGUUUGGGGGCAUGCUGGAAACGCUGUCUCGCACCAAGGAGAGCAUUGGUCGCACGACUCGGCACGCCUUGGCAUGUGCCUGCCUUGGGAUUGCAGACCAGGUGCGACUCUGCCCUGCUGUUGUUGUUGUGAAUCAUUUCUUUCUUACCCCUCUGCAGCUCAUUCAUCGUUCCUCCGCUCCGCUCCACCUUCUCUCCUCCCGCUCCACCCCUCCUUCUGCCCCGGUGAUGGAGAUGGUGGUGUCACGGCUGGAGAACGAGAUGAGCAUGCAUCGCAAGGUCGACCUCUUCUUUCUCGUCGACUCCAUCACCCAGAGCUCGCACCUCAAAGGUGGGCCGCCGGCAGUGUAUCCGGAAUUGGUGAAGGAUGCCUUGCUACGUAUCGUCACGGCUGCUGCCCCUGCGGGCCCUGCUGCUCACGAGAACCGCCGCCAGUGCAUCAAGGUGCGUUGCUGCGUGCGUCAUCCAUUUACCGCAUGCGUCAUCCAUCAAGGUUCUGCGGUUGUGGAAGCCAGGCAGGUGCUGGCAGAAGAGGUACUAGCACACUACAUAGACCAGAUUGAGGCUCGCAACCGCGACCACCAGCUCUCAGCCAUACCCUUUUCUCAUCCUUACCUGCUGCUCCCCUUCUCCUUUCUGCUUCCCCUGCAGGUUCUGCGGCUGUGGAAGCACAGGCAGGUGCUGGCAGAAGAGGUACUGGCGCACUACAUAGACCAGAUUGAGGCUCGCAACCGCGACCACCAGCUCUCAAGCACACCUGUCCCGCCCUCCUCUCACCUGCAAGCCCAAGCUGUAUCAAGAGGCGGAGCAGGGGAGAGGGAGCAGGAGGAGCAGGAGGCGAGGCCUCCAGGGCAUUAUGAUCCGCAGUUGCAGCAGCACGGGCAGGAACCGGGGCAGGGGCAGGAUGGUGGGAGGAAACGAGGGGUGGAGUUCAAAGUUCCGGCGUACGGGCAGGGGAGUGAGCAUGGAGCGGGGGGGCGAGGAGAAGGAGGGGCGCAUGGGCAGGAGCAAGGGGCAGGGGCGCAGCAGUCACACCACCACGGGAAUUUCGCCCAUCCACAUAAGAGUUAUCACAAGGGGGAGGGGGGAGCAGGGGGAGGGGGACAGGGAGUGGGUGCACACAUGCUGGUGCCGAUGAUAAACUCGGAUCGGCAGCUGAGACGGCCGUCGCGGUCUGAGAGGGCGCUGGAUGAUCCGUUGAGGGAGAUGGAUGGGCUAGUUAUGAACGAAUAUGGCAGCAACGCCACAUUCGCCCUGGCCAGCCUUCUCACCGCAAAACUCGGGGACGCCGAGGCUCAAGCAACCGUGCCUAGUGCUGCUGCGGUGACAGCAGCAGCGGUUGCUGCGGUGGUGACCACAGAAGCUGCUUUGCUACAAAGUAAGGAGGUUGCUGGAGGAGCCAGGGCUGAACAGGGGCAGGCAGGAGGGCACGAAGGAGCGGAGAGGGCUAGGGGUGCAGAAGGCAAACCUGAAGGGGGCCUGGGAGGUGGAUCGGGAUCACUGCUUUCUGCUACUGCUGAUACUGCUGCUACUGCUGCUGCUGCUGCUGCUGCUGCUGCUGCUGGUGCUGGUGCUGGCAUCGUUGGGGGGGGGUUCCUUACAAGGGCCGCCCCUGGGGAGCAACAGGGUUCCGCGUUCACUGGUGCAGCAGCAGCGGUGGCAGCAGCAGUCGCCUCUGCAGCAUCUGCUGCAGCCAGCGCGGUGGCUGCUGCUGCUGCUGCUGCUGCUGCCGCCUCGGGAGUGCCGCGGCCUGGCGUUGUACUGAGGGAUAGCGGUGCUGGGGGCAGUGCGGCACGGGGCAGCGGUCGUGUGUUCUCCCAGUAUCCACCGUCCCAGGGUAAGUUUACAGGAGGUGGCGGUGCUGCAGAGGCGUCUGUUGGUGCCAAGUCAGAGCAGGGAUUUGCCCCGCUUCCCCUGGCGCCUCUGCCUUUCCCCCACAUGAACCCGCCCCAGUUCCCGCCCCCCUUUGCCCAUGGCAUGCAGGGGGGACCUUCCGCCCCCCAGCAGCAAUUCAGGGGAAAUGGAAACUGGUUCCCCUGCCACUUUCCCCCACCUGCGCACGUGCAGCAAGGGCCGAUGGGUGGAGGGGGGAGAGGCUUGGGCGAGGGAGCGGAAGGGAUACGUGGGAUGCAGGGGUUUGGAGGGAUGGGCAUGGGCGCUAGCGUAGGUGCUGGUGCUGCUGGUGUUUCUGCAGGGCAGCAGCAGCAGCAGCAGCAGCAGCAGCAGCAGCAGCAGCAGCAGCAGCAGCAGCAGCAGCAGCAGCAGCAGCAGCAGCAGCAGCAGCAGCAGCAGCAGCAGCAGCAGCAGCAGCAGCAGCAGCAGCAGCAGCAGCAGCAGCAGCAGCAGCAGCAGCAGCAGCAGCAGCAGCAGCAGCAGCAGCAGCAGCAGCAGCAGCAGCAGCAGCAGCAGCAGCAGCAGCAGCAGCAGCAGCAGCAGCAGCAGCAGCAGCAGCAGCAGCAGCAGCAGCAGCAGCAACAACAACAACAACAGCAACAACAGCAGCAACAGCAGCAGCAACAGCAGCAGCAGCAGCAGCAACAACAACAGCAGCAACAACAGCAGGAACAACAGCGGCAACAGCAACAGCAGCAACAACAGCAGGAACAACAGCGGCAGCAGCAACAGCAGCAGCCACCGCCACCAUGGAAAAUGUCACUACCACAGCCACAGCCACACCAGCAGCAGCAGCAGCAGCAGCAGCAGCAGCAGGAUAUGCGGAUGGGGAAAUCUAGGCAGGAGGGGAAGGAGGCGGAGAGGCCUGUAGGAGCAGGCAGAUCGGUGGAGGGGGAACAGCAGUGGCAGGCACGGCACGCAGACAGCACAGACAGGCGAGGGGACGUCGAGAAGUUUGAAGGAGCGAGGGGCCAAGGGAUUGGGAGGUCGGAGGCGAGGGAGGAAGUGCAAGGAAGUGGGGAAAGAGUGAAAGGCAGUAUGGGGAUGUCCAGGAGAGAGAGUGGGGAAGGGAGGGGGCCUGCGAGGGUAGCAGCAGGUGCGGUGCAUGGCAAUGCACCGUCUCCCCAGAAAACACUGCCCCCUCUCCUGGCCACCCCUGCCCUGAACCCCCUGCCUCCUUCGGCGUCAGGGUUGGCUGCUUCUGCUGCGACUGGCAGCGCUGCUGCUGCGAUUGGCAGCGCUGCUGCUGCAGCAGCAGCAGUGGCUUCACAGAGGCAAGUAGCUGCGCCUGUAGCUUCUGAGGAAUCGCCUGUGAAAACUCCGCUCACAGCAGUUUCCCACAAGGAGCAACAGCAACAGGCGCAGCAGCAGCAGCAGCAGCAGCAGCAGCAGCAGCAGCAGCAGCAGCAGGAGCGUGUGGAGGUGGCAGGGCGACUGGCAGGGCUGCAGGUGGGUGAGGGACGAGCAUUGCGCGCACGAGAGGAGACAGGCACAGCAGCAGCAUCAGAAGCACCAGCAGCAGCGGCACCAGGGGCUGCAGAGGAGGAGGGGCAGGAGAGGGGGGCGGGCAGUCAGGAUGGGUUGCGUACUCCCAGGAGAGUGCGCUCUUUCACCCAGACGCCAGGAGCACUUGCUGCAGGUGGCUACUGGACCCCUUCCUGUGCCCGCCAAUUCACUCUUACCACUGUCCUCAUCCAUCCCGUUUUCGCCCCUCUCCUACUCCCCUCUUCCCCGCUCCCCACCCCCUCUCUCCCCAUCUCUCUCCCAGCCUCCCCAAGGAGUUUCAACGCCCAACCACACCUAUCCACCUCGCCAACCACGCCCUACACCCCAUCCGCUCCCCCUCAGCUCUUCUCCCUCUCCCCCUUCACGCCUCUGCAAGCUGGGAAACCGUACAGCACCCAGGGCCCCCCUCAGUCCUUUACUACUCCAACUUCUGCUGCCGCAGCUGGAUCAGCAGGUUCAGGAACGUCUGCUGCAGCAGCUACGGCUGCAGGAGCUGCUAGCGUUUCUGCUGGGGCUGCUGCUGCUGCUGCAACUGGCACUGCCCGCGCAGGUGAUGCGUUGGCUUCUAGAGCUGGGCCUGCUGCAGCAGAAGCAGAAGCAGCAGCAGCAGCAGUGGGAGAGAGCGGCAGAGAGAGUAGCAUGCAGGGGAGCGUGCAAGGGCAGCGCACGGAGAAGAGGGAGGAAAGCCUCAGCCAGGGGCCACAGGGGCAGGCGGAGGACAGGGUGGGUGCGAGUGGGGAGGAGAUGCAGCGUGGAGGGUCACCGGAACGCAAGUCUGGCCUCAUGGGCCCGCCUGCUGCUCCCUCUGCUCCUGCUAGUGCGCCGACUACCCCUGCAGCAUCAAGAACCCUGUCUGGAACAACCCCUGUCAACACACCGAUAUCUGCCUCUGCAGUAGCAGCAGCAGCAGGUGCAGCAGGUGGUGCAGGGGUGAAGCGUUCUCCCGCGCAGCAAGGCCCGAGCCAGAGUCAGGGUCACCCGGUGUCACCACUCCCUCCUCCCGCCCGUCCCCCUCAAGCCUCCCCCAUGACCGCUCCUCCCCCGCGCCGCACCUUCCGAAGCUCUUCCGGCUCUACUGGGGAUGCUCCUGGUCAUCACCGGUCUCUCUCGCCUUCCUUCCGCCCGUCUCUAUCUCGCUCCUCGUCUGGCCACUCCUCUCCUCCUUCCGGCAUGCCCCAUUCUCCUCCCCACUUGCGCCGGUCGCCGAGUCACCCGCACAUGCAUGCGCAUUCAAACCAGCGGGGGGCACAUGGGCAUUCUCACCCGCACCCACACUCGUUCGGGCUGGGACCAGCAGCAGCAGGGCACGGGGCAGGCAUGGGUGGGGGGCCAGGAGAAGGGAGCAUGCACACUGAGUGGAGAGGGGGGGGACCGGAGAGAGGAGGAGGUAUGGAGCGAGGGUCGGGGAUAGAGAGGGGCAUGCCGCAUGGAUACCCCAACUCGCCUCCUCGCGGCGGGUUGCAGUUCAGCUGGCGGGUCCAGCCGUUGGCCGAUGGGCCCCGCUCACAUGGGUUUCCGCACCCGCAUGGGCAUGGGCCGGGACAUGGUCCAGGCCAUGGUCCAGCAGGAUAUGGGGAUCGGCCACCUUCCCCUUCACGUUCCCCCCACCGGCGGCCUCCCCACCUGCACCGGGGGCCAGACAACCCCAUCUCCUUCGCUGCUCCUCGCCAUCACCCGCCGCCUCCCAUGCACCCGCACCACCUGCCCUCGCAACCACCGCACCACCAGCAGCACCAGCAGCACCAGUUGCAGCAGCAGCAGCAGCAGCAGCAGCAGCAGCAGCAGCAGCAGCAGCAGCAGCAGCAGCAGCAGCAGCAGCAGCAGCAACAGCAGCGAGGGCAGCCGCCGUGGAACCCGUACUUGGGCAUGGGUCCCCCACCCCCACCCCAGCACCACCACCAGAUGCAGCCGCCGCCCAUGCCUCCUUCCCCUCCGGACUCUCCCGGGCGGCAGUACCGCUGUGCUCCUGGUCCUGGUCCUGGCCCUGGUCCUGGUGCUGGUGCGGGUGCUCCCCCUGGCGGCAUGGGCCAACGCCCCUCCUUCCGCCGGCCUGUUAGCUUCCGGCACCCGCCACCGCCGCAGCAGCAGCAGCCGCCGGCGCAGCAACAGCAGCAGCAGCCGCCGCCUCAUUUCAACAGGUGGAGAACACACGGUCCCCCUUAG
This is a messenger RNA of Closterium sp. Naga37s-1, 13746 nucleotides long. The record is from the annotation of a GenBank genome assembly. Lineage: Eukaryota; Viridiplantae; Streptophyta; Zygnematophyceae; Desmidiales; Closteriaceae.